Messenger RNA from Homalodisca vitripennis (glassy-winged sharpshooter), 4798 nucleotides. RefSeq lists its product as uncharacterized. The record is from RefSeq and is a predicted model, not a curated record. The transcript has 8 exons. The coding region runs from base 1368 to 3653 and encodes 761 amino acids. NCBI's taxonomy places the organism in Eukaryota, Metazoa, Arthropoda, Insecta, Hemiptera, Cicadellidae.
UGGGACGUAAUCUGAGGUUGGGAAAGUACUGAUUGGAAAUGUAUGUGCGUGAUUUGAAGGAACUUAAAUGUUAUUAUAUUAUUAUAUAUAUUAUAUUGCCAACCUAGUACCGGUGUCCAACCAAAAUAGGCCUAACUGUAAUUUGUUCUACCUUAAUAUUCAAGGUUUGGAACACAAAAUUGAAGACCUAGAAAUUUUACUAAGCAAUUAUCAAUUUGACGUGUUGUGUCUAAGUGAACAUUGGUUAAGGCAUCAUGAAGUAAAGUUUUAUAUACCUGAAGACUUCACUCUGGGUAAUUGUUUUUGUCGAGAGAAUCGGAUUAGAGGUGGUGUCAUGAUCAUGCUGCACAAUAAGAUUGACUAUGAACCUAUCGAUCUACACCAAUUUUGUAUUGAACUAAGUUUUGAAGCAACUGGUAUCAAGUUAUUAGGCUCAAGCACAAUUAUUGUGUCUCUUUAUAGAUCACCGUACGGAAAUACAGACUUGUUUCUACAGAGUAGCUUUUAUUGAUGCUCACAUACCUGGUACGGCUUAAAUGCAAACUAAUUCUAUGUGGUGACUUCAACUCUGAGUUUGAUAUUUUAACAAAGAAAGUAUCAGUUACUAGCUUUUUAAACCUGUUAAGACGGUUUAAUCUUUACUGCAUUAAUAAUAAGCCUACAAGAGGAAAGGCCUGCCUUGACAACAUUACAACUAACUACCUACCUCAUGAGUACAACAUAAAUGUUUUCAAGCCAGAAGUUUCUGACCAUGAUGCUCUGCACCUUUGCAUUUUUUCUUUUUGGCACAGCAAAGGUAAUUCUGCUCGUAAAGCUGUUGAACUGUCUCCCUGUGUCUUUCAGGGCAAUCACUCCUCUGAAAAUUCUUAACUUUAAAACCUUAAUCUCUUCUGUGAAUUGGGACUUUCUUUAUUCCUAUGUAUCUGCUGAAGACUUAAUUGAAAUGUUUUUGUCACAUAUUUUAAAUAUAUUUGAAACUUGUUUUCCACUCAUACAAGGCAGUAAAAAUAGUAGAGUUCAAUCAAGUAAAGAUAAGUCAUGGUAUACACCUCAGUUAGAAGUUAUGAAGAACCGCAUACUUGCUUACAGAAAUAUAUCUGACCUAACUGGAAAUAAUGCCAUUUUCAAUCAGCUGCAAUUAAUGAAGAAACAAUACAGAUGUGCUUUAAGGGAAGCAAAGAAACAUAGUAAUGAGAACUUUAUUGAAGGGUCAACGAAUAAGUGCAAGGCUGCGUGGACUGUUAUUAAUAAAGCCCAGAAGAGGACUACUAGCUGUGGUAAAGCUCCUGACAUCUCCCCUGAUGACUUCAACAGCUUCUUCAUCUCUUCGGUCGAAGAAAUAAGUGCCAAAAUAACUACAUGAAACUAUGUCCAAUUGGAGCGGUUUCUCACAUCAAAACUACCUGGGAGUUUACCGACAAUCAUUAUCUAAUCUGUUUGACUUUGAACAUAAUGAUAAAAGACAAGGUUUCCCUAAUGAGAGCCUUAGAGAAACUCAGAAGCGUUAUGGAGAAAGCACACUUGUAGAACCUUCAAAGCAUUAUGGAGAGAGCAUACUUGGAGAGCCUCCAAACCGUUAUGGAGAGAGCACACAUGGAGAGCCUCCAAAGCGUUAUGGAGAGAGCAUACUUGGAGAACCUCCAAAGCGUUAUGGAGAGAGAAUACUUGGCGAGCCUUCAAAGCAUUAUAGAGAGAGCAUACUUGGAGAGCCUCCAAAGCGUUAUAGAGAAAGCAUUCUUGGAGAGCCUCCAAAGCGUUAUGGAGAGAGCAUACUUGGAGAGCCUCCAAAGCGUUAUAAAGAGAGCUUACUUGAGGAGCCUCCAAUGCUUUAUAGAGGGAGUGGACUUAGGGACUCUCAAAAGCUUUUUGAUAGAAGACCAAAUCAACAAAGAAUAAGACCUAAUCAAGGUAGAUUUGAUUCAGAACCUCAUAGAAAUGAAAGAUAUUCAUCUCAAGAAUCUCAAAGACAUGUUCAGGGAUCUCUCACAAAGUUGUUUGAUAUUCCAUCUGAUAAUUGUCAACAAAAAAAUCCUGUGAAUAUUUUCGAUCAAGAAAGUUCAAGUGUUUCGCAAAGAUCAGACUUUAGAAACGAAAAGCCAAGAGAGUAUAGCAAGCCACAAUAUGAUGAUAUAACUAAUUAUCAAGAAUCUCAUACAUCACGUGAUACUGAAUUUCUUCCAAACAGAUUUGAGCCAUUACAGAGGCGAUCUUUUGGUAGUAGUUGUAUUAUGCAAUAUAGAGGAAUGGAAAGUUCAAACCAAACUAGAGGUCAGUCAACAUAUCAUAAUUGGAGGAACCAAGGUCUUAUUCAAAGUAGAAAUAGUUCACAACCAAGAAGUAACUUCAUACAGUCUAAAAAGAGUAAUACAAUGAACUCAUUUUAUGGAUCACAACCAAAUACUAUAAGGGAAUUUAAUUUCAAUGAUAAAUAUCAGCAAGGAAAACAAACUUUUAAAGUGGAAAAUUUAAACAAGAAACCACAUGAAUUAAGUGUUCAAAUUAAAGAUAAUCAACUGGAGGAGCAAAAUGUUAAAAUAGAAGAUUCUCUUAUAGAACAUAAUGGUGUGGAAGACGAAGUGGAAUGGGAAGAAGAAGCAGGAGACAGUGAUGAAGAAUAUGAAAUGGAUGCUUGUGAGACAAGUAUUCCCUUUACACUAGACUCGGCUUUGAUAAAAAAAUACACAGAAUAUCCUCCAGAACCUGAAGAGUUGGGAAAAAUAUUUGAAGGGCUGGUUAUUUACUUCUUUUAUAAAAAGAAAGGCGUCAAAGAGAAAAAUCCAUUUGUUAUAAUUUGUGAGUCCUUUAGAAGAUCAAAUAAAUUUGGUAGUGUGCGAGUUGAGGAUGGAUACCAAAAGGAAGAUAAAACUGUGAAGUUUUGCACGAUACGAUUGAAUGGGAUGAUGUUAGUCCGAGCGGCAGGACUGUCUGGCAACUUAAAGGAGCCAAGGGUACGAGCUGGUGUAGACUUGAUCAACAGGCUUGCCAUGACGUGCUACACGCUUAAGAUGAAGGAUGAUUAUUAUUCCAUCGAGGCCAUGAGACGUCAUUUAAAAAUGAAAGAAUCUCCUGGGCUUUUCAAGGUAGUGCCUAAGGGAGAAGUUGGAACUUUAGAUAAAGCUGUUGAGUACAUGAGGACAUUUUUCAGUGAGGACACUGAUUGUGAACUUAUAUUCACUAAUCAUGCGUAUGGUGUGCUCAGUUAUGCCAAGAAAAAUGGACUGGAUGUUAGAAAAUCAAACAAAUGUAUUGCUGUGUUCAAGAAGCGUACACCAAGCUACUGGAGAGACAAGAUAUUGGCAAGUGGAAAAAUGGAGAAUGAAAAGUUUCUUCUGGUUGAACCUCAAGGCAUUGGGAGAAAAUUAUUCCCGACCUAUAAUUACGCAAGUGUGAUUCCAAAACUGAAAAACUACCUACAGAGUGAUCCUUCUGAACCAACAUUCAACCUGUACGGGCCCAAAGGAACCAUACCAACAAUAGUCAAAAUAACAGUUCCCUGGGAGAAGAAGAAUGUUCUUGAGAAAAAUAGAAGGAGGAAGAAAAAAAGGCAAAUUCAUGGAGCGUUGCGACAGGCUAUGCAACUCAAUCAGAUAGCACCAUUUCGGCAUAUGAAUCGCAAAGUUAAAAAAAGGGGAAAGAAAAAGUAUUGGCCAUAGUAAGUUUAGAUCAUAGUGGUCAUGAGUCACUUGGAUCCUAAUCGAAAAAACUCAAAAGUGGAAUUGUACAAACUAAGAACAUGAAAUAAUUUUGAUGAUAGAGUUAUUUUGUUUGUUGACUAAAAGGCAAUUAAAAGUGUCAAGAUCAGAUGAAACUGAUUGUGACAUUACCAUUGUCAAAGACAAUAGAUCAAGUUGUUUUAUGGUUUGACUAUUAACAGUUAUACAGUGUUGUAUUCUGUUAGUGACAGUUUUCAGUUUAGCACUAGUUUGUAACUUAAAACUGUUGUAAGACAUUUUUUUUAAGUACAUUAUGGAAUAGUUUUCUAAGAUGUAUAAAUGUUAGAGAAUUCGUCUUUAACCCUUUGAAUGCAAUAAAGCCAGUUAACUCAUAAGUACAAAAUUCUCUUAAGUUCUAAAAUUUAGAUGUGAAACAAUCUAUGUUUUAAAAUAUUAUUUGUGUGCUUUAUACUCUAAAAUUGCUAUUCCUGUUUACUUAGUUUUUGUACAGUUUCAUUAUUUUGUGAGGCAGUUUUAUUAGUUUAUAAUGCAUUCAGCCAUUAUUGAAGCCUUUGUGGAUAAAUUUGAAUAAAUAAUUAUCAUUGCUAAUCCAGUCUUUGACAAUUUCGUUCAUGGUGUACAAAGAACAGUUGUAAAAUAGUUCAUCUUUCUAGUUUAUUUCAUUACAAUUGUUUUUUUUUUUUUUUUUUUUUUUUAGUUUCUUGUAACAGAACAAAAUAAAACAAAUUUUUUGCUCACUAGACUUAUUCAAUAAUUGCACUGUUCUAUAAAAAUAACAUUCUUAAUGUUUUCAUAGGUACCUGUAUUUUUAUUAACUAUAAUAUAAACUUUUUUAAUUUUAUACAAACCAGUCAUAAAAAUAAAAAUAUAGUUUUGUUUCACACAAAUAAACAAAUUUAAAUACUGUCAUUUGGUGUUAGAGAACUACCUACUAUUACAGCAUUCAGAGGGUUAAAUUGUUUUCCUACUUUUUCAUUGCUCUAUUUUUUGUUAAUAUUUAUAUUAAUUUUUCCAUUUUUAAUAGUUGCAUAAUCAGAAUGUAAUAAUGAAAUGGUUUUUUUGUUUUGCUGUUCAUUAAUUACUUUUUGAGAACUAAUUGAUGAAAUAAAAACUGGAACCAUCCU